GGAUCAGUUUGAUAUAGGAUUUAGAAUUGAAUAUUUACGUGCGAGGGUUGUUUCAGACAAGACAUUGCGAUAAUAUUAUAGUGAUUCGUAACAGUUUUAGCAAGAGAAUAGAAAUAAUGUGUAACGGACCACUUCACAGACCUAAUGGAUUAGCCGACCCUUUUUCAACUUUUCAUUUUUUAAGGACGUACAAUCGUCUUUUGGGACCAGCAGAUUUGGGCCGAUACUACAACAUGGCUGUGAUGAAGGACCCCAAAGAUCGGAAAUUUUCAUUGCAAUCGAAACCAUCUGACAUUCUUCUCAAAUCAACCCCAUCCACAAUGUCACACUUGCUCAGUCCAACAUAUUCCACAGAUGUCGAGUCGUUGAAUACUCCAACAUACGCAAAUCAUAGUCCGAGUCGUACAGUAUCAUCCACUACAUGUGCCGUUUCACCAUCAUCUACAAUUGUUGAUGAAACAUUCGAACCGAAUUUUCUGCUCAGAGAAACCGACAAGAUCGAAUCAUACCAGUCAAUGAUGAGUCGACGACAAAGGGGCGAGAAACGUCCCAUUCCAAAUGAACAAAAAGAUGAGAAAUAUUUCGAGCGAAGAAAGAGGAACAAUGAAGCAGCCAAAAAAUCUAGAGAUGCACGGAAAAUUCGAGAAGAUCGAAUAGCUUUCCAAGCAGCCGUUUUGGAACAGGAGAAUGCGAUAUUACGAGCACAAGUGGUUUCGUUACGCGAAGAAAAUACCACGUUAAGGCAUUUGCUGUGCACUAGAGGUACAAAUAUUUCGAUUUGAUUUUUCGGAAUAAAGGAUUCAUUUUGGUU
Molecule: messenger RNA, 811 nt
Organism: Bradysia coprophila
Lineage: Eukaryota; Metazoa; Arthropoda; Insecta; Diptera; Sciaridae
Product: D site-binding protein
Biological process (GO): regulation of transcription by RNA polymerase II
Cellular component (GO): nucleus
Molecular function (GO): DNA-binding transcription factor activity, RNA polymerase II-specific; RNA polymerase II cis-regulatory region sequence-specific DNA binding
Source: RefSeq, a predicted model, not a curated record